Messenger RNA from Anisakis simplex (herring worm), 771 nucleotides. The record is from the annotation of a GenBank genome assembly. Lineage: Eukaryota; Metazoa; Nematoda; Chromadorea; Rhabditida; Anisakidae.
AUGGAUUUGUAUCGUAGUAAACGAGAGAAAUUGGAAUUACUCGAUGAGGCGUUGAGAUCAUUCGAUGGGAAUGCUAUCACUGCGGUGAUUCUCUUCCUAAGACGUUCAUUAUCGGAAUCUCUUUUUCGAGAGAUUUUGUUGGAAAAAAGUGUGGCCGCUGAUCAUUAUGUUGCGUAUUUGAAAGAAGUUGAAGAUUUCGAUCAGUUAGCAACAACACUUUUGUAUGUGCAUUCAAUGUUGUCUUGUCAGAUUGAAUUUUCUAUCCUCUCAUCUAACAUUCGCAUCUCCUAUUUCACCACCGUUGAUUGCUCUAAAUUUAAGGCAGCAGAUGAAUCAGGAAUAAAAAUGGGUCGUUUGGAUGUAUUCAAAGAAUUCCCGAAAUCGAUCUCGUUGAUCGGUCAACCGCUUCUGUCAACAUUGUAUUAUUGUUGUCUAUAUCAUUACGACCUUCCAGUGAACGCUUUCGCGAGUCCAUUAUCGCUGAAGGAGGUGUUCCAAAUUUGCGAAAAACAGUACGUUUGGAUGGCUGUUUCGGCGUUGAGUCGUACGAACAGGUGGACUGAUAUUGAACGACUGCUGACCAGUAAAAAACUAUUGGGUGGAAGCAAAAUUGUGUGUCCUUUUGGUUGGCGGCGACUAUUCGAUCUUCUGACAGCCGAUCGCCUUCCUCCCAAAGAUGUAAUUUUUCUGUUUUUAAUUAGAAUUCUGCUCAAUUUCUUUCAUCGUCUUCGCAAAAUACUAUUUGUUUGCUCACACUCAAAUCAAAAGUAG